Ipomoea triloba (trilobed morning glory) is the source of this 710-nucleotide messenger RNA. Its product is annotated as thiosulfate sulfurtransferase 16, chloroplastic-like. The transcript has 6 exons. Gene Ontology annotation, molecular function: catalytic activity. The record is from RefSeq and is a predicted model, not a curated record. Bases 151 to 549 code for a protein of 132 amino acids. NCBI's taxonomy places the organism in Eukaryota, Viridiplantae, Streptophyta, Magnoliopsida, Solanales, Convolvulaceae.
GCUGGUUUUCCCUUCGCAUCUCUACUUUUCUCUGUAGCUAAUUCCUUCACAAACCAAUCAACACAGCCAACGGGAAUAUAAUUCCAUCCCCGGAUUGGAUCGGACUUUCUCGCUAUCCCCACUAUAUAUACACAAUCCUGCUCAAUUCCAAUGGCUUGCUUGCUAAGUUCAGAAGCAGGAUUAAGAAUCGAUAACGUUGAUGUUCAUGCUGCUCAAGAUCUCCUAACUAGAGGCCAUCGCUAUCUUGAUGUCAGGACAGAAGAAGAAUUUAAGGAAGGGCAUGUGAAGAACGCUUUGAACAUACCUUAUAUGAUCAUCAACAAAUCACUAGGUAGGGUGAAGAAUCCAAAAUUCAUGAAUCAAGUUUUGUCAGCAAUAGGCAAGGAAGAAAAGCUUGUUGUGGGGUGCAAAAGUGGUGUAAGGUCUAUGCAUGCAACUAAAGAUCUUCGUAAUGAGGAAUUCAAGCAUGUGUGUAACAUGGAAGGAGGAUAUGAUGCGUGGGUGAAGAAGGGUUUACCCGUCCACUACCCAAACAAAACGGAGCUUUAAUUAUUUUCAUCACUCAUUCUGAUCUUUUCAUCGCAAUCUUAUGUAUAAUAUAGUUUAUAUAAAUCAUAUUAUUCUCUCUAUUGUAACUUUAUGUAUGUAUGUAUUUAUAACUCGUGACUAUUUUUAAUUAAUUAACAUGCGACUCUAUUUUAAAUAUAUCA